Myripristis murdjan (pinecone soldierfish) is the source of this 1002-nucleotide messenger RNA. It is a transcript of the gene psmb11b, whose product is annotated as proteasome 20S subunit beta 11b. Bases 1 to 1002 code for a protein of 333 amino acids. The transcript has 3 exons. The record is from RefSeq and is a predicted model, not a curated record. Gene Ontology annotation, cellular component: proteasome core complex; cytoplasm. Lineage: Eukaryota; Metazoa; Chordata; Actinopteri; Holocentriformes; Holocentridae.
AUGCCAUCCCAGGACUCAAUGGAGCCAACCUUCUCCUUGCCCAUAGGCCUCCCUCUUUCUUCCUCUCACUCUGUGCCUCUACCUUUCCCCAUGUCUCAUGGCACCACAACCCUGGCCUUUAUAUUCCAGGGUGGGGUGUUGGCUGCAGCAGACACCCGUUCCAGUUGCUCUGGGCUUGUUGCAUGCCCAGCCGCACAGAAGAUCCUGCCCAUUCACAGUCACUUGGUGGGUACCACCUCAGGUACUUCAGCUGACUGUGCCCUCUGGAAGCGAAUUUUGGCUCGGGAACUGCGGCUUUACCAACUGCGCCAUGGCAGACGGCUGUCCACAGGUGGAGCUGCCAAAUUGCUUUCACACAUGCUUCAGCCAUUUAAGGGCACAGAAUUGUGUGUGGCUGCCACGUUGUGUGGCUGGGAUGGAGGAGAGAUGGAUGAUAAUCAAAUGACUGACGUGGAAAACUCUGCAAGUCUUAAUCUGGAAAAGGCAAAGACUCAGUGCCUCUCCACAGCUGUUGGUGGCCAACAGUGCUUCGGUAGAGAAAGAUCUGGACCCAGUCUGUACUAUGUGUGCAGUGAUGGCACCCGCCUGAAGGGAACUCUCUUCUCUGUGGGCUCAGGAUCACCCUAUGCCUACUCUGUGCUGGACCAAGGGGUGCAAUGGGGACUGACAGUGCAAGAGGCUGUUUCCAUUGCCAGAGAGGCUGUAUUCAGGGCCACGUACAGGGAUGCAUACUCAGGCAACUGUGUAGACCUGUAUCACAUCACCUCAAAAGGUUGGACUCGCAGAAACCGAGAAGACUUGAAAGAGGAGUAUUACAGAGAGAAGGAGAGGCAAAGUGGAGACAGCCAGAGAAUAAUGGUGAAGGAUUUCAAGGGCAAAGCUUUUCGCAGAAUGGGAGGGGAGUUCACAGCUCAUAGCUUAGCCCUCUGCAGAAAGGUGCAGAGCAAAAGUUUGCAGCUGGGGGUUAAAGGUGUGGAUUGUCAGUCCACAAGCCGAUACUGA